AUGUGUUAUACUAUAGCUACUUUCGCCAUGAUCGUUACGCAUUUUAAAAACAAGGUGUCGGGGCCCGCUCGUGGCACAGCGGAGUAUUGCGGCCCCACCGCCAACGGCCCCACCAUUUCGUUCAGCAGCUUCCGGCAGUCCUUCACCUCCAAUGUCAAUUACCUGAAACGGCGCUUCAGCUCCGGGGACCUGUCCUCGGAGUGCGAUGAUGCCGAGGCGCCGGUGGACCCCUACACCAAGCCGCCGGUCACCGCCCAGCCCCAGGCGCCGCCACCGCCGCCUCCAUCUCAGUCGAGCACCACCGGAGAUUUGUCGCUCAAUCUUCGCCCCGGCUCGAAGACGACCAGCGCUCCCAGUUCUCCGGCCAAGUCCCGAGAGAGUCUCCUCCAGAGGGUCCAGUCGCUCACUGGGCAGGCACGGGAUCAGGGCGCUUCUAUUCUCGGAGCGGCUGUGUCAAGUGCCACCAGAGUAACGUCCACGGUGACUGGAAGACAUCUGACGCUUCUGGUAAUCGACGACCAAAAUACCGAUUGGAGCAAAUACUUCAGGGGUAAGAAAAUCGGUGAUUACGACAUCAGAGUAGAACAAGCCGAGUUCAGGGAAAUUACAGUUACGGCUACUUCUGAAGGCGCCAACGUGUCUAUGACGGUCUUCAGAGGUGGUACUAGGGUUGGAAGAUCAUUUAGACCCGAUUUCUUGCUGGUCAGACAAAACCUCAGGGAUGCCGGAGAGGACCACAAAAAGCUGCUAUUGGCUCUGAAAUUUGGCGGAGUUCCAAGCAUAAACAAUUUGAAUUCAAUUUACAACUUCCAGGAUAAACCGUGGGUUUUUGGCCACCUUGUACAGGUCCAAAGGAGGCUCGGCAAAGAAAAUUUUCCUCUGAUCGAACAAACAUUUUAUCCGGAUCACCAUGAAAUGGUAAGUUUUUUGCAUGGUACAAUUUCUAAACCGAUACAGUCUCAUAUAAAUUUUUCCGAAGUGAGGAACUAAAAUUAGUAGUUUGU
This is a messenger RNA of Anoplophora glabripennis (Asian longhorned beetle), 1004 nucleotides long. RefSeq names its product synapsin-like. The record is from RefSeq and is a predicted model, not a curated record. Gene Ontology annotation, cellular component: synaptic vesicle; synaptic vesicle membrane. The transcript is spliced from 7 exons. NCBI's taxonomy places the organism in Eukaryota, Metazoa, Arthropoda, Insecta, Coleoptera, Cerambycidae. Gene Ontology annotation, biological process: neurotransmitter secretion. The coding region runs from base 1 to 990 and encodes 329 amino acids.